Messenger RNA from Schistosoma turkestanicum, 2891 nucleotides. The record is from the annotation of a GenBank genome assembly. NCBI's taxonomy places the organism in Eukaryota, Metazoa, Platyhelminthes, Trematoda, Strigeidida, Schistosomatidae.
ACAAUUGUCAUUUGUUCGUGGAGGGCUGUCUAAACAUCUGAGCGUGGUUUCGUAUUGCAGAAUACGGCAAGUCAGAAUAGUCUUAUAUUUACAGAAAACCAAUCGAUCAUCUGAAAGCGGCCGAGCUUUUGAAAAUGAAUGGAAAGUAUCAACAGAAAGUGAAAAAAAACAAAAACACUUCAGAAGACUUGACUUGCAGAGUUCAACUAACAUCUAACCCUCCAGAAAAACAUGAAUUCAGCAAAAAAGUUAAUCAUUCCCAAAUGCAUAUGACAGAAAACGCUAGAAACAAAAAACAAGACAAAAUUAACGGUACUAACAACACGAAUAACGAAGUAACUAAUAAAACAGUAUUCGGUUUAAAAAAUAUUCCUCCGCAUCAGUUUAAUAAGACACAGAAUCGAAAAUUCGCAGCCGCCUCCUCGAGCUCGGACUCUGAUUCUAGUGAUGACGAGCAGCCAGCGAGUAAGAAGCCUGCGUUGGUGAAAGCGUCUCCGUCUGUGGGUAAGCCUGUUGCCGGUGUGGUUGUUGGUGGUAAGAAGGCUGUUGGGAAGCCGGCGUCGUCGAGUUCGGACUCGGAUUCGAGUGAAGAGGGUGCUGUGGGAUUGGUGAAGAAGCCUGUGGGUGUUGCCGGUAGUGGUGUUAAGUCAGGUAUGGGUGUUGUCCCUCAAGUUAGUGCUCAGUCUGUGCAGAAGAAGAAGGUGGCAGUCGCUUCGUCGAGCUCGGACUCUGAUUCUAGUGAUGACGAGCAGCCAGCGAGUAAGAAGCCUGCGUUGGUGAAAGCGUCUCCGUCUGUGGGUAAGCCUGUUGCCGGUGUGGUUGUUGGUGGUAAGAAGGCUGUUGGGAAGCCGGCGUCGUCGAGUUCGGACUCGGAUUCGAGUGAAGAGGGUGCUGUGGGAUUGGUGAAGAAGCCUGUGGGUGUUGCCGGUAGUGGUGUUAAGUCAGGUAUGGGUGUUGUCCCUCAAGUUAGUGCUCAGUCUGUGCAGAAGAAGAAGGUGGCAGCCGCCUCGUCGAGCUCGGACUCUGAUUCUAGUGAUGACGAGCAGCCAGCGAGUAAGAAGCCUGCGUUGGUGAAAGCGUCUCCGUCUGUGGGUAAGCCUGUUGCCGGUGUGGUUGUUGGUGGUAAGAAGGCUGUUGGGAAGCCGGCGUCGUCGAGUUCGGACUCGGAUUCGAGUGAAGAGGGUGCUGUGGGAUUGGUGAAGAAGCCUGUGGGUGUUGCCGGUAGUGGUGUUAAGUCAGGUAUGGGUGUUGUCCCUCAAGUUAGUGCUCAGUCUGUGCAGAAGAAGAAGGUGGCAGCCGCCUCGUCGAGCUCGGACUCUGAUUCUAGUGAUGACGAGCAGCCAGCGAGUAAGAAGCCUGCGUUGGUGAAAGCGUCUCCGUCUGUGGGUAAGCCUGUUGCCGGUGUGGUUGUUGGUGGUAAGAAGGCUGUUGGGAAGCCGGCGUCGUCGAGUUCGGACUCGGAUUCGAGUGAAGAGGGUGCUGUGGGAUUGGUGAAGAAGCCUGUGGGUGUUGCCGGUAGUGGUGUUAAGUCAGGUAUGGGUGUUGUCCCUCAAGUUAGUGCUCAGUCUGUGCAGAAGAAGAAGGUGGCAGCCGCCUCGUCGAGCUCGGACUCUGAUUCUAGUGAUGACGAGCAGCCAGCGAGUAAGAAGCCUGCGUUGGUGAAAGCGUCUCCGUCUGUGGGUAAGCCUGUUGCUGGUGUGGUUGUUGGUGGUAAGAAGGCUGUUGGGAAGCCGGCGUCGUCGAGUUCGGACUCGGAUUCGAGUGAAGAGGGUGCUGUGGGAUUGGUGAAGAAGCCUGUGGGUGUUGCCGGUAGUGGUGUUAAGUCAGGUAUGGGUGUUGUCCCUCAAGUUAGUGCUCAGUCUGUGCAGAAGAAGAAGGUGGCAGCCGCUUCGUCGAGCUCGGACUCUGAUUCUAGUGAUGACGAGCAGCCAGCGAGUAAGAAGCCUGCGUUGGUGAAAGCGUCUCCGUCUGUGGGUAAGCCUGUUGCCGGUGUGGUUGUUGGUGGUAAGAAGGCUGUUGGGAAGCCGGCGUCGUCGAGUUCGGACUCGGAUUCGAGUGAAGAGGGUGCUGUGGGAUUGGUGAAGAAGCCUGUGGGUGUUGCCGGUAGUGGUGUUAAGUCAGGUAUGGGUGUUGUCCCUCAAGUUAGUGCUCAGUCUGUGCAGAAGAAGAAGGUGGCAGCCGCCUCGUCGAGCUCGGACUCUGAUUCUAGUGAUGACGAGCAGCCAGCGAGUAAGAAGCCUGCGUUGGUGAAAGCGUCUCCGUCUGUGGGUAAGCCUGUUGCCGGUGUGGUUGUUGGUGGUAAGAAGGCUGUUGGGAAGCCGGCGUCGUCGAGUUCGGACUCGGAUUCGAGUGAAGAGGGUGCUGUGGGAUUGGUGAAGAAGCCUGUGGGUGUUGCCGGUAGUGGUGUUAAGUCAGGUAUGGGUGUUGUCCCUCAAGUUAGUGCUCAGUCUGUGCAGAAGAAGAAGGUGGCAGCCGCCUCGUCGAGCUCGGACUCUGAUUCUAGUGAUGACGAGCAGCCAGCGAGUAAGAAGCCUGCGUUGGUGAAAGCGUCUCCGUCUGUGGGUAAGCCUGUUGCCGGUGUGGUUGUUGGUGGUAAGAAGGCUGUUGGGAAGCCGGCGUCGUCGAGUUCGGACUCGGAUUCGAGUGAAGAGGGUGCUGUGGGAUUGGUGAAGAAGCCUGUGGGUGUUGCCGGUAGUGGUGUUAAGUCAGGUAUGGGUGUUGUCCCUCAAGUUAGUGCUCAGUCUGUGCAGAAGAAGAAGGUGGCAGCCGCUUCGUCGAGCUCGGACUCUGAUUCUAGUGAUGACGAGCAGCCAGCGAGUAAGAAGCCUGCGUUGGUGAAAGCGUCUCCGUCUGUGGGUAAGCCUGUUGCCGGGUGUGGUUGUUGGUGGUAA